GCCAUAUUUUGCCACCAGACAGCGCCACAAGCGCGACGUCACUCGUGUAUCUAUAGUUUCCUUCUGUUUUGAAACCCAAGCUUAGUGAAUAGUUCCUUGGGAAAUAUUGUAAAAGCGUUUGAGAAGUGAAAUAAAGUGUAAAAUACCAAAAUCCACAAGAUGGAAAAGAGGGUCGCCUUGGAGCUAAGAGGAAGGAAUCCUUCACAGGUGAAAGAGUUGAAUCUGGACAACUGUAGAAGCACCAACAUCAUCGGUCUCACAGAUGAGUACACCAACUUGGAAAUACUAAGCCUGAAUAAUGUUGGACUCACAACCCUCAAAGGUUUCCCAACACUUCCAAAACUCAGGAAGCUGGAACUCUCUGACAACAGAAUAUCCAAUGGCCUCAAUUUCCUCAAUGGCUGCAAGAAGUUGACACACCUGAAUCUAUCGGGGAACAAAAUCAAAGAUUUAGAAACACUGAAACCCCUGGAAGAGUUUGAGUAUCUGAAGAAUCUUGAUCUUUUCAACAAUGAAGUCACAGGUAUCGACGACUACAGGAGUAAGGUGUUCGGUUUACACCCAUCAUUAAAAUAUUUGGAUGGAUUUGACAAAGACGAUGGUGAAGUUGAGGACAGUGAAGAAGAAGACGAAUUGAAUGGAAACAAUGAUAGUGACGAAGAGAGUUCUGAUGUUGAGGAUGAGGAAGAUGAAGACAUUUCACUCAGUGCCGUCUACAAUGAUAAUCUUGUUGAGGAGAGCUCCGCCGGUUCGAUGUUCGACGGCAGCGACGUGUCCGACGAGGACGACGUCGACGACGAGGAGGACGAGGGCGAGAACGACGCCGAGAACGAGCACAACAGCAAGGCGCAAGACGGUGACGAGAAUGCAGACGGCGAGCCCGAGGAAAGCACUCGGGGUAAAAAGCGGAAACACGAGGACGACGACGAGAAUUGAGUGUUGCCUUAAGCGGAGUUAUCUUACUAGUUUGUAAGUGUACAGCGCUCCGAUGCAUCGGACAAUAAACCUGGGCCUGUACCGGCGGCCGUCGCCACAACACAUCGCGUUACGUUGCAGUCAUCCCUUAGACUAGUUGUCAUUUGUGAGAUUGAUUCCGUCACCGAACGAGGCUAGGUUAACUCGCUUUCACCCUAGUGUUAACGUGUCUGCGGACAAGAAACGAUUUAAAAUGAAAUGUUUUCUAUCUUUGAAUGUUGAUGUCUAUUGUGUGGAAUCUGUAGUUUGUUGUCCGACAAGUUAAUGUUUCAAUUAAAUUGUUUAUGUAAUAAUCAUUUUUUAUUCUAUUGACAUGCUUAAUUUUAAAUGAAUCAUUGGAAUGGAAGUGCAUGAUUUUAGGAUUAAAAUAGCUCUCAUUCUUAAACCUACAAUUUCAAUGAAUUAUAUUAGUUAGCUGUAAGUGGAAGGAACAUAAAUUAAAUAGGGUAAACAAAAUUAUUUCAUGCCCUUGGAAUAUAUUACAACAAUCCUGAAGUGGGCUCCGCCUGUUAAUGAUGACCAAUUUAGACUGAUAAAGACAUACACCACAAUGGACACUAAGGUCAAUUUUCACAUAUAAAAUUGUUAAUGACUUAGUCCAUUAUUUUAUUUCCAAAAGUACAAGUGAGAUAAAUGAAAAAAUUAUGCCGCUUUAGGCAACACUUUGAUAUUAACUUUACUAAUAAAUAUUGUUUUGUUUUUAACAUAUCUAAAAUUGAUACAGUCUACGUAUUAUGUGUUUAUUUAUUUAUAAGAUACCUGAUAUCUUAUUUUUUUCAAUCUGUAUUGCAAAUUUUAGCAGAUAGCUUUUCCAGCAUUAUUUGUUUCUGUUCAAUGUGAACAAUCAUCUAUAUUAUGUUUAUAAGAUAAUUAUUUUUUUAUACAUUUCGUAAUCUCACUAAUGAUAACUGAUAAUGUUGAUCAGCGUUUCAAAUAAAAUUCCAAAGGGCGUAGUAAAUAAACAUUAACCGAAUGCAUAAUUAGAUCAAUUUUUGAUGUCCGAUGAGUUCAGAGAGUAUUUUUCUACAAUCUUUUUAAAUCUUGAAAGAGCAAUUUAUGCA
Molecule: messenger RNA, 2036 nt
Organism: Ostrinia furnacalis (Asian corn borer)
Lineage: Eukaryota; Metazoa; Arthropoda; Insecta; Lepidoptera; Crambidae
Gene: Mapmodulin
Product: acidic leucine-rich nuclear phosphoprotein 32 mapmodulin
Exons: 6
Coding region: 160-936 (258 amino acids)
Cellular component (GO): nucleus
Molecular function (GO): histone binding
Source: RefSeq, a predicted model, not a curated record